GGUAAGCGUCAGGUGGGUACUGUGACGUAAUACCGGAAGUGAACGCUCACUGGAGGAAGCUGGUGGGAAAAACCCCUAGUAAACUCAGGACGUGUCAUUACUCUAUUUUAUAUUCAAAAGGAAACACCUGACGGAGCAGCUAUGUGCAUUUUUGAUAAGGAAAAGGGGCCGAGGAGGUUGAUGCAAAAGGGCUUAGCGCUCAUCCUGGUGGGCCAUAUUAACUUCAUCCUUGGCGCAAUCGUCCAUGGCAGUGUCCUGCGACACAUUUCCAAACCCAGCCAACAGGUCACCACAGAAUACACAGCGACGAACAUCAUUUCUGUCACCUCGGGUCUGCUGAGCAUUGCCACUGGGAUCAUCGCUAUUGUGGUGUCGAGGAACCUUCGCAUAUUUAAGCUGCACAUUGGACUUCUGUUAGCCUCGUUGCUGAACGCCCUGCUCUCAGCGGCGUGCUGCGUGGGCCUCCUGUUGGCCGUCGGUGUGACGGUCGCCCACAACGGUCAGGGCCUGAUGCGAGGGUGUAACGACACAGUGGUCCCCGCCAACGCUCGCUCUCCUGUCAGCGCACAAUGCCCGUUCGACACCACACGCAUUUAUGACACCACCCUGGCAAUAUGGUUCCCCAGUGCUGUGUUGGCAGCUGCAGAGUGUGGCCUGUCUGUAUGGUGCUUCAUCGUAGGACUGACUCUCCGGGGCCUGCUGGCCUGCGGAAAAACCUACUACAAAGAAAAGAUGGAGGAAAGGGCCGAGAGCUCGCCACACAGCGCGCGCCUGAUUGGCCAAAACGUCAACCCAGAUGCCUGAUGCAACAAAAUGCUGGAAGUAAAACACUCCAUUCUUUUCACAUCCUUAAAUCUUAAAGAAGACAUAGUUUUGAUAUGAGUGGGCUGAUUUAUUUCGUUGAACCCGACCAAGACCAAAUGCAUUCAUUAAAUGCAAGUUUUUCAUACAUAGUAUUCAAGUAGUCACAGUAGGACUGUUUAUGCUCUCUGGUGAGUUUGCUUUGACGAGGCAAUAACAUUUCAUGCUGAAAGUGCUGUUCAAUAUGAAGGAACAUUUUGUACAUUUUUACAUCAAGUGUAAGUAUUUUGUUUUUGUAGCUUUUUUUUAAAAAAAAAUUUUUUAAUUUUUGUUUUUACAUUUAUCAAAAUAGAACUCUGUUUUUAGUAUUUUUAGUGUACAGGACAUUCUGAACCACCCCUUUGCAUUUUGAGUUGCAUUCAACAGACGUUAUCUUGAGGAUUGUAAACCAGCCAUGACUGGAGCAUAUUUAUUUUGCAAAACAUUAUAUAAUGUUUCAUUAAUAUCUGAUAACUUUAUGAACGAGACUGACACAAUAUUUGUCUUUAAAAUACCUUUGACUGAUUAAAUUGCACUAAUUGGAGAUGAUUUAUUGGAAAAUUUGGUUAAGCAGAAACGUGUCAUAUUUCACUAUUUAACCUAAUGUGUGUUGAUUAUAUUAGCUACGAAAUUAUUAAAUCUGUUUAAAAGGGAAGAAAAAAAACACUGAAAGACAGAAAGGCCUGUUCCUCCAAGUAUUUACUUAGCAAAUGUUUUAGUUCUGACAUAUUUUUGAGACAGAAAUUUGGAUAGGCAAUUUGAUUAAUUAACUUAUUUUUUUAUUUUUAAUGGAAUGAGUUUAAGUGAUUAUUUUUUUGUAUGUAAUGGAAUGAAGGAAUCGAGCAGUCCAGGGUGAACCUCGCCUCCUAGAUGAGAUGACGUCAUGUUGGUCUUCUUUGAACAGCAAACAAGUAAAGUCUGAAUCAACAUCGCCUUUUCUGGGUUGAAGUCUAGUAGUGCACUCCAUUUAGCCAAUUUUCAUUAUCAGUUCCACACAAUCAAUGGACAUCUUAACAAUCAACUAAUGUAUUAUUAUGCCCAUCACAGACGGAGUAAGUCGAAAGAUUAUUUUUUUUAUGUUUACCCCGCAUAGUUUCAUUUUUGCAUGAGCAAAUGACUAAGAUAGUGUGUCAUGACGUUGAGUGGAUUUUUGUACUCGCUGAACAGUUUUUCAUGUUGAGAGGUUCAACCAGUAUGUGGGGCAGCAGUCUUAGCAUUCACACACACUCACAUCCCAGUGACAGAGAGGAUCACAUCAGAUCAGCCAUGAAACGGUUAAUCUAGUGCUGUGCUCAAUCGUGUGGAAGGGAAUCAUAGCACGCAACGCUAAUCCUGACUGUGUGAGGGAUAAAUAUUGACAUUGUGCUGCCUGAUACAAUCACUCAGUGAUCAGGUCUGUGAGGCCCAUGCCAUCGGGCUCACUUUGAGGUCACCACAUAGAGAAAACACGAGCGCUAAUCAGAAGUGUGCUUCAAAUGACUUAAUUGUGAGCAAUGCCCAAUGAUCAUUUUCUCAAAACUUCACCUCUUGAAAAUUUGAUGUUUCUGCUGUUGGACCAUUUCAAUAAAAAACGGUUUUUU
Messenger RNA from Phyllopteryx taeniolatus (common seadragon), 2420 nucleotides. RefSeq names its product keratinocyte-associated protein 3. Bases 142 to 804 code for a protein of 220 amino acids. The record is from RefSeq and is a predicted model, not a curated record. The transcript has 6 exons. Lineage: Eukaryota; Metazoa; Chordata; Actinopteri; Syngnathiformes; Syngnathidae.